Aedes albopictus (Asian tiger mosquito) is the source of this 4183-nucleotide messenger RNA. Its product is annotated as zinc finger protein 91-like. NCBI's taxonomy places the organism in Eukaryota, Metazoa, Arthropoda, Insecta, Diptera, Culicidae. Gene Ontology annotation, biological process: regulation of transcription by RNA polymerase II. Gene Ontology annotation, molecular function: zinc ion binding; RNA polymerase II cis-regulatory region sequence-specific DNA binding; DNA-binding transcription activator activity, RNA polymerase II-specific. The transcript is spliced from 4 exons. Bases 496 to 3543 code for a protein of 1015 amino acids. Gene Ontology annotation, cellular component: nucleus. The record is from RefSeq and is a predicted model, not a curated record.
UGUUUUUUUUUUUCUGCACGGCUUUAUGUGUGCGAGAUUCGCCUUCAGCGGGUGAAGAUGUUGACGAGAUUACCACGACGGGUUUCUGUUACGACGACGACGACGAUGACGGACGGACGGAACACAUUUCGGGGCAGUACAGCGUAGCGUGCAGCAGGAGGAAUCGCAGUAACCUUAGAUCUGCCUCUUGUAAUCGGGCGUGUUCGGAUGAAAAGGACGGAUUUUUUCUCUGUUGAAAAUUUGCGAGUUGGCUUUGGACCGGAAGUGUUGUAGAAAGUGGAUUUUCAGUGGUUUGGAUGCGAAAGAAUGUUUUGAUUUGCUACGGUGUUACGGAUUUUUUCAGUGGAAGAGAGACAGCGAUUGAGCAACUUUUUUCUCGCAGAGGAAGUUGUUGGAAGGGGAGAAAACAAAGAAGAAGUGAAAGAAGGUUUAGCACGGCGGUGACGACGGAAUUUUUUCGAGUUGAUUGUGGUUCGAUCUGGUGCAGGCUACGUAAUGGACGAAGGAAAUGUGAAACAAGAACAAGACGUAGACCUGGGGGCCUCUGCUGCUGGCGAUGAAAAUGGCGGUGGUUCCGAUCAGGAAAUUGUGGUUGGAAUCGACGAGGACCAUAUCAAUUUUCUAACCAGUAUGGCGUCCGGUGGUGAUGAUUCACUGGAUGGUCCACCGGAAGUAGAUGGUGCUGAGGGAGCUCGAAGUGUCUAUCGGAAGCAUUUGGUUGAGGAGGAAGACGAAGAAGAUGAAGACGUGAUGGCUGCCGCAGAAUCGAUUUUAUCCAAAACGGCGGAACGAACGCAGCAGCAGGUUUAUCACUGCCAGUAUUGUAAUAAGGCCUUCACUUGGCUCAAGUCCCUUACGGUGCAUCUUCGCACGCACACCAACGUAAAACCGUACAAGUGCGAUCUCUGCGACAGGUCAUUUGUGCGGUCCGAUUAUCUCAAAUACCACAUAAUGAAAUCCCACGAAACGACGGAACAGGUUUUCACCUGCACUGCUUGUUCCGGGGUGUUCGCCACUAAUCGAGGUUUGCUUAGACACAUUCGCACCGAGCACGAUGGAAAUGCCGAUCGAAAAAUAUACUUCUCCGCAAAUAAUGAACAAUCGGACAGCGAAUCCCACGGCGAUGUCGAAGAAAGCAGGAAAUUUGCGUGCACCUAUUGUGACGAAUAUUACGAAUCCGCUGAUCCGCUCGUCAACCACAUGAAACGCCAUCUGGGCAUAAAGCCGUUCAAGUGUGACCUCUGCCCAAAGUCCUUCAUUCGGAUAGAUUUCCUGCAGUGUCACCGCUCCAACCACCUGAAAUCCCUCGAUUACAAACAAAACGGUUUCCCAGAGGAACCGGCGUCCAAACGACCACGAAUAAGCUUGAAAAAGUUGGAAGAUCUUGUCGGCCAGUCGAACGCUGCUUCGCGGGCAGCGUCUUCCGAUGACGACGAAGAUGACGAGGAAGAAGAAAACGAAAGAAGAAGAACAGCUGGAGUCAGUUUGUCCGAGCAGAGUGAAGAUGAGAUACCGCAGAACUUGCCCGAGGAAACCGAAGAGCAGAAGAGUAUGAUAGCGGCGCUGCUAACGGAGGUGAUCAAGACGGAGGGCAGCGACCGGUUGCAGUGCCCACGGUGCGAGAAAACAUUCAGACAGGAGACGGCCUUGAGGGUGCAUCUGCGGUUGCAUACAGGUAUAACACCGUUCAAGUGUCCGCUGUGCAGCCUGGCAUUUAUGCGACAGGAUUUCCUGAAGAACCAUCUAAAGAAGCACAUCGAGGACAACGGCGAAGAUCCUGGUGCCCCCGGGGCCAUCGAUACGUCCAACCUGUCGUUCAACACACCAGCCUUCGCCAGCACGGCAAGUACCUCUACAACGGCUCCCAUAUCACUACUGAAACCGCUCAGCGCGCGUCCCCAAUCCACUGGAAUCUCACUUCUCAAACCACCGGAAGAGCGCAAACCUGCGGACCAACUGGAGUACUGCAUCCGGACUGACGACGGAAAAUUCAUGUGCACGGCCUGCGAACGAGUAUUCUCCCAUCAGCAAACGGUACGGAUUCACUAUCGGAUACACACCAACGAGAAACCCUACAAAUGUCCCAGUUGUCCGGAAUCGUUCAUACGGUCGGAUUAUCUGGAACGGCACAUGAAGAUCCAUUGGAAGGAUGGAGUGCCUCCGAUGGCAAUCAUGCCACCGGUCGUAAUGAAAGGUUCCUUCUCCGGCAUUGGGAUGUCCGAUAGCAGCGACUCUACCAGUCCCCAGAAGCCAACGAUUGGCCGGGCUGGACUGACCCCAGAAAACUACCACUUCGUGGACGCUGGCGAUGGCCAGUAUGCAUGUAAGAUAUGUGAUCAAGUGUUCAGUCAUAGUGAUUCCCUGCGGAAGCAUGCCCUUACCCACACGGAGGAAAAGCCGUUCUUCUGUGACAUUUGCGAUCGGUCAUUCAACAGGGUGGACUACCUAAAGGAGCACUUCAAAUCGAAACGCCACCGGCAGGCACUAGCCGAGGUCAAUGGGGAAGUUCUGGAUGACGAUGACGACUCUACUACUGAUAUGAGCUACACCAGUAGAAUGGCGAAGACAAAGUCGCCCAUCAGCCCCAUGACGAAUGCCCUAGCGGAAAGAUUGGAAUUCCAGCGAACCGAUGAUGGACGGUACAAAUGCACUGAGUGCGACAAGACCUUCGUUACUGCUGUGACCUUGAAGAUGCACCUCCGGUUGCACACCGGCGAAAAACCUUACAAAUGCAAUUUAUGUGGCGCUGCAUUUAUCCGUUCGGAUUACCUGAAAACGCACGAAAAGAUCCACCGACAAGAUGCGUUCAUGAGGCAACGGCUGGUAACAGGCGAUGGCCACUUCUCGUCGGAGGAUGGAUCAAACGACGGUUCACUGAUGCAACAGGUGGAACCGACGGCCAGUUUUAAAGGGCUGUUGAACCUAAAGAACGAAGCGAACGUGGAUAUCGGAGGAACUGUGAUGCAAGAUGGCGAAGCCGAUGAUGAUGCGGAGGAACCCCAGCAAGGCGAAGACGAGGAGGAAGAGGAAGAUGAAGAGAGCGAGGAUGAACAGGUCAUUGAAGUGAUGGUGAAAGAAGAAUACUCCGAUGAUGAUGACGAAGAAGGUGAAAGGGAAGAGGACGGACAGGAAGGCGAAGAGGAACCAGGUGGCCCCGGUGAGAACGAAGACGGCGAAGAACACGAGAACAACAACGGCUACGAUCAUCAUGGGGAGAGCAUAUCGCGAGCGACUGGAGCAGCCAUGGGUAACGAAGCAUCGGAUUCCAAAUCGAAACAUCGAUGUCACAUUUGCAAGAAGGAGUUUGCGUGGCCCAAGUCGUUGAAAAUCCAUCUCCGAACGCAUACGGGAGAGCGGCCGUACGAGUGUGAAGUAUGUGGCAAAAGCUUUACCCGGUCGGAUAGUUUGAAGGCGCACAGGAACACCCACGGUGAUGUCCGCGUGCUGCAGUGUCACUUGUGUGAGGCGUCCUUUCUUAGCGAUGGCGGGCUAAUACGACACCAACAGGAAGAACAUGGCAUAGAACCUUUGGAUGGUUAUUGAAUCGGUUGUGCUUAAUGAUCCGUCGAAAUACUUUUUAUCACUCCACACUACACUGUCAAAAAUUGAGACAAUAUGUUUGUAGGUUUUGGCGUUGAAUCCACUUCUGAAGGAUUGUCAAUGUCCACCUAGAAUGGGGUUUGAUCACUUGCACUCACACUGAAUUACAAGCACAUGUAUAAAUUGAGUAAUCGUUUUUAAUGAGGAUGUGUAUUGUAACAUACAAAACUUAAGUUUAUUGAAUUUGUACGGUUUUAAAGUUCGCGUAGUGUCACUACAAACAAUUUCCAUGCCAUCGUGAGCUAGAAUACGAAUCAUGCAACAUAAAACACAUGCUGUGCUUUGAAACCGUCUUAUUGAUUGUUGUUUUUUUUUGUUAUUAAAAGGGAGACUGAACAGAGCACCUGGCAAUAUUCCUUUUGUCGUUUUUCUUUCUUUUAGAUUUUAAUGUAACUUGUGUUCAACACAACAAAAUGGAUAGCAAACGCGAGUGCUGCAUUAGAUUUUAAUGUACAAUUUAAAGUUAUCAAGAGUACACACUAAUCGCAAGAUGUUAGUUAUUUUUUCACAUGAACUAUGUAUAUUUGUAUCGAUUGUAUAAAGGUAUCCUGUUCAACAAAGUGAUUGAAUCUACUUAUCUCAA